Messenger RNA from Microthlaspi erraticum, 1440 nucleotides. Lineage: Eukaryota; Viridiplantae; Streptophyta; Magnoliopsida; Brassicales; Brassicaceae. The record is from the annotation of a GenBank genome assembly.
AUGACAAUUUUGACGACAGAGAUCGAACCCCAGUCACUGAAAAAGCUCAGUCUCAAAUCUGUGAAGCGAGCCCGUGAUCUCUUCUCCCCCGUCCGUGACCAAUUCGCUCCGCCUGAUUCAGAAAGCAAAAGAAUUCGACUCUGUCAUAAGAUUGAAGUUGCAUUUGGAGGUGUAGAAGCCGUGAGUAAGCAGCCUGCACGUAGGGCUGACCAUAACAAUGAAAAGAUAGCUCCAUCGAACGCUCUUGCCCUUCCAUGUCCAGAAGGGUCCAAGGAACUUCAAAAGGGUGCAACAGAGAAAGCUUUAGUUGUUGGUCCAACUUUACCGUCUAGAAGCUUGAACAACACUGGUCACACAGGCACAAGCACCGCCAUUCUUCCUGCAUCUGGAUCUUCAUCUGCAAGAAAUCUGUCCACUGCUGCUUUAAUGGAAAGAAUACCAAGUAGAUGGCCUCGUCCAGAGUGGCAUGCACCAUGGAAGACCUACAGGGUGAUCCAGGGACACUUGGGUUGGGUUAGAUCUGUUGCAUUUGACCCAAGCAAUCAAUGGUUUUGCACUGGUUCAGCUGAUCGUACCAUUAAGAUAUGGGAUGUAGCGAGUGGAGUUUUGAAGCUCACGCUUACUGGACAUAUUGGGCAAGUACGAGGCCUUGCUGUAAGCAACAGACAUACCUAUAUGUUCUCUGCUGGUGAUGACAAGCAAGUCAAAUGCUGGGACCUAGAGCACAAUAAGGUUAUCCGAUCUUAUCAUGGUCAUUUGCAUGGCGUCUACUGUUUAGCUCUUCAUCCAACUUUGGAUGUUUUACUAACCGGAGGGCGAGACUCUGUCUGCAGGGUAUGGGAUAUCCGUACGAAGAUGCAAGUUUUUGCACUCUCGGGACAUGCCAGUGACGUUUUCUCCGUUAUCGCCCGUCCGACUAACCCACAAGUUAUUACCGGAUCUUCAGAUUCAACCAUUAAAUUCUGGGACCUCCGAUAUGGUAGGACAAUGACGACUCUAACGAAUCAUAAGCAUAAUGUCCGAGCAUUGGCUCUCCAUCCGAAAGAGAAUGCUUUUGUUUCUGCAUCAUCUGACAACAUCAAGAAAUUUAGCCUUCCUAGGGGAGAGUUCUGCCACAACAUGCUCACUCAUCAGAAAGCCACGAUUAACGCAGCGGCUGUGAACGAGGAUGGAGUACUGGCCACAGGAGGUGAUUCUGGAGGCUUAUAUUUCUGGGACUGGAAGAGUGGUCACAAUUUCCAGCAAGCAGAAACUAUUGUACAGCCUGGUUCGCUGGAGUGUGAAGCCGGUAUAUAUGCAGCGUGUUACGAUCAGACCGGUACAAGAUUGGUAACGUGUGAGGCAGACAAGACAAUAAAGAUGUGGAAGGAAGAUGAGAAUGCGACCCCUGAAACUCAUCCUCUCAACUACAAACCUCCCAAAGUCAUCAGACGCUUCUAA